Molecule: messenger RNA, 4056 nt
Organism: Adineta ricciae
Lineage: Eukaryota; Metazoa; Rotifera; Eurotatoria; Adinetida; Adinetidae
Source: the annotation of a GenBank genome assembly
AUGGCGAUCAACUAUUUGAAUGAAAUUAUCUCGGUUUUUCUUGAUCGCAACGUCGCUCAUCUAAGGGGCAACGAGCUGAGCAAUGCUAUUAAAGUCAAAGACAACACUUGCUCUCCUGAAAAGAUAUGCCGCAUAACAAACGCAUCACCAUCGUUAUUCCAACUUAAAUACCACCAAAAUGGCACAUUUCUUGUCUAUGUUGCACCUACAGUCGAUAUAUGUGAAGAUUUUUUUCAUGGAAAAUGUUCUUUCACCAAUCCAAGUUGCAAUCGGCUUCAUUUAUGCCGCUACUUUGGUCAUUGUUCGAAAAAAGGCUGUCGGUUUCCUCACGAUUUUACUCGAGGAUCCAAUCGACGAGUUGUUGAACGAUUACAUUGCGCAAAUAUCGAUCCACCGUUGCUUGUUCGUUUAAUUAAAUUCUAUAAGAGAAUAUCGGCUGUUCCCACUAAUGAAUCAACAGCACCGGAUCAAGUGGUAUCAUUAAUGGAACGAGCAAAUGUGCAAGAAGCUUCCGGGCACGCAUUUAGUACUCAGUCGAAAAGAAGACCUCGACGUCGUCGGCCACAAAAUCCCAUCACACAGACAGACAAUGCUACAUCCAAAGGAUUACUCGAACGUAGUCGUUCAAAUAGUGUUAUCGAACGAAGUAGUGACGGCUUUGAUGCCAGGACACGUCGACGUAGCCGAUCAAGAAGUCUUGUUGACACAGAUAAUUCUAUACCGUAUGUUAUGGAUACCUGGACAGUCAAUAGAAGUUCCUCGAAAGUGUUGACGUCUUCAAACGCUAGUAAUAACAUGUCAAAAGUUACAAUCAAUCUUCGUUGGACUUGGACCAUAAUUGUUAAUCAUCGAAUAUUCGGUGCUGAAUACCGAAAUCAUAUAAAAUCCGAGCUUGGCUGCAAUUCUACUGUUCAGGAAGCCAUUGUUGAAAUGUUCUAUGAUCAAAAUUUGAAGAAGUGGACUGUGGCCGAUGCUACUAACCAUCUCAAUAAGACAACCAGUCAGUUUAUGCGCAAAUUCGAUAUCCGUUCAGUUGUUUUACAACAACGUGUAGCACAACUCAAUAUUCUACGUACAUAUUCGUCGUUUGUAGCAUUUCAUUGUAGUAAAGAACCUAACUAUGUGCUAGCAAUGAAAAAAUCGAAGGCGUCGGCUAUUAUGAAUGACCUCUUUCCGAACCAUUCAACAGAAAACCGAGUUUUAUCAACAGUAUCAAAUGGCUGGGAUUCAGUCAGACCCGUGACCGAAGAACGACGGUCAUCACUUAGACUAUCAUUAACACCUACCACUCGAGCGCCUGGCAGUCCUAGAUCUACUGUGAAAGAUGAGAAUGUUACCGAACGUAGAAUUUUACCAAUCACUAAUGCAUCACAACGAGCUUUAUUCGCCGACAAAUCAUUCGAAAAUUGUUUACAUAUAUAUUUAUCUAAACUAUAUAACGUUGAAAUUGAUUUCGAAUGUAUAAUGAACGGAAAUUUUGCAGUGAAAGUUGUUGGCCAGUGGAAUUCGAUCGACAGAGUAUUCAAAGAACUAGCAGUCUUAACUUCACUAUGCCAUACAAAGACUUUCGAUACAGUAUCUGAUCGAGAUUGGGCGAAAAUAAAUGGUAUUAUCGACCUUCUACAACAUCAAUGUCGUUUGCAUUAUAUUAUCUGUGUUUGUCAGCAACCAUUGCCAUCUGCGGUGAUCAUACAUUAUGUCGACUCCAAAAAUCACGAAUUAGGCGCUGACGGACAACAUCUAGAGAGAAUAUGUAGAAGCCUUUUAGUUUCAGCCAAGUGUUCAACAGCAACCUGUACGAAUGAAUGGGCGGCGUUAAAAACGGCUAUUCUUCGGCAUAAUGAGUAUGGCAAACGUAUAUGUCUAUUGGAUGAGCAACAAACGAUCACGCUUUACGGCGAAGCUGAUUUGGUCAAAUCCUAUCGACAACAGUUUGAACUCCUAAGUAAACAAAAGGAGCAAAAAGAUCAUGUUCCAUUAGCAGUCCCAAGAUCAACCACUCCGGGUUCGUAUCAACCGAAACCACCAGCACCUGUCCAGCUUCCCGUUGUAUCACCUACUCGUGAGCAAAAUAUUCCAAUAACUCCUAAGGACAUUCAAAUUAGUCAAGACUGGAAUCGAGUUGUAGCUGUCGUUGAAUCAAAAUGUUCUAUAGCGAAAGAAGUCAUUCGUACUCAGAUUCAGAUCCAACUCCCGAAGGCAAAAGAGGAACAGAUGGAUAACAGUACAUCGGGCUGCUCGGUGUCAGAAGAGAUCCCAUCUACAGAAAAUCCUACAACGUCCUCUACGAGCUCAAAACAAUCCUGGAUUUCGAAAAUAUUUCGACGGAACGCGUCCAACACCCAACUUUCACCAAAUACACAACAGAAUAUUUCUCCAGCUUCGAUGAAGUCGGCAGUGAGUGCAAACGCUGAUAUAUCCAUUACUGUUAGCAAUUCAAAGAUUGCCGUGUGUGUAGGCGAUUUAACAGAACAAGCAACUGACAUCAUCGUUGCUUGUUCAUCAUCGAGAUACUUAUGUGAUGCGAUCACUGCAAAAGCUGGCUUCGAAGUGCAGGCUACGUAUCGUGAAAAAUCAGCUCAGAACGAAUUAAAUUUUGAAACAAGAGGUGGUCAUUUACCCUGUAAACAAAUCGUUUUCCGUUCAUGGAAGCCAUCUACAAACGAUCCACAAGUCUUACAACAAUCUAUUGAGCAAUUUAUAACAUCGGUCGUUACUUAUGCAUCUCAAAAUAAUUUUACAACAAUCGCAUUUCCCAGUAUUGGUUGUGGCCAACUGGGUUAUAAUCCGAAACUGAUUGCUGAGCACAUGAUUGGUGAAGCAUAUAAGUCAUUAAGAAUACUAACUCAAUCCCGUCUGUUGGUCUCAUUUGUACUAUUACCUGAAGCGUCGACUGUCUACGACGCUUUCGUCGACCAAAUGAAUACAAUACAAAACAAAAUACAUAUUCCGAAUACCAUUCCUUUCGAUAAACAAACGAUAAGAAUCAAAUUGACCGGUCCGACUGCACAUGACCUGAGUGAAUGUCAGAACAAAAUAAAACAAUUAGCUCAAUCGUAUUCAUUUAAACUUCACCUAUCCGAUAAGGAUGAUGUGGGUGAUUGGUCACAGGACACAAUUCGAAAAUACUAUGAGUAUUGUUUACAAAAACGAGUAAUACCGACACUUGAUAUCCAACGUGCUACUCUAGAUUUAGUUGGACCAAGAGAUGCAGUUAUGGAAGCUGAUAAAUACUUCCUUCAAUUAACAAACGAAAUGCUUCGAACUACCCGCAUUAAGGUCAUCUCUCGUGGUGCUGUUUGGUCGGUAGAAAUACAAUCUGGUAAAUGGGAACAUUAUUCUUAUAAAAUAAACGAACAAAUUGAAAAUGCGCAUAGCGCCUCACGUACAUUUAUUGAUUUCAAAAAUGAAAAAGAUGAACGCUGUCGAAUUGAUUUCUCAACGAUGGAAGAAAAGUAUCAAACACGUACAAGAAAAAUAUGCCGCAAACGUAUCGAUUCGACAUUGCCUAACAAUUGGGAUUUAUCAAGUGGUAAUCUGAAACGAGUAACUCUUUCGAGUUUAUCCAAGGAAUUCAAAGACGUACUCGCUAAAUUCGAUGAAACAAUGAAAGGAAACUAUCGAGCAAUUGUGAAGAUUGAACGCAUUCAAAAUGAACGUUGGUACAAACAGUAUGCUGCACAUCGUGAUGAAUUUACUCAACGUUAUGCACAGCCUGAUGAGCGAUUACUUUUCCACGGUUGCAAUAAAGUGUCAGCUGACAAGAUCAUAAACGAAUGUUUUAAUCGAGCAUUUGCAGGUGUCAAUGGAGUUGCAUACGGUUGUGGGGUUUACUUCCAUGAACAUGCAAAGUAUAGCUCAUCGUAUACGAGCCCAGAUGCUACAGAUGAGCGAACAAUGUUUUUGGCACGUGUUUUAAUUGGCAAAACAUGCCCUGGUGUAUCAUCAAUGAAAGUACCACCUCAAGGAUUUGAUACUACGACCGAUGGUCAACAUAUCUUUGUAGUUUAUCAUGACGCCGGUGCAUACGGUGAACAUCUGAUAACAUACCGAUGA